AUGGCAGGUAGGGGAAGUCACAUUCCCUGGUUUACUAAGGAAGAAGCUGACCUUUAUCUAGACGACUUUGACUCCGAGAUGCUCUCUUCGACUUCAUCGUCUCCCACCCCAGGAAGCCCCCAGACGCCGGCGGGAGGUAAUGGGACAGCCAGGAACAGUAUACCAGCAAUGCCAGAGCUGUCACCACCGGGGUCUCACGGACCUGCGACUCGAGAAGUAGCCAUGACGGGCUUUAACGAGAAUCUCAAGGACUCCGCUCCAUUAACCAGCAUCUCUGAGAAAAACGACGAGGAAACCGAAGAUUCUACGAGUAAUUUGCCAGCAGUACUGCGAGAGGAACCUGGCGCAUCGUGGAUGAACAAGAAGGCGGACGAAGAAGCGAAGAGGGCACUCGAGUUCGUUGUAGACAAGGACUUCAGCCUCAGAGAGUUUGGAGACCCGUUUGAUGAUAGAGCUGGCGUCGAGAUAGUUCGAUAUGAGAAACUGUGGCUUGUGAUGGGGGGCCUUGGUUGGCACGGCAACGGGCUACUAGCAGGGGGUGACAACAUCAUCAUGGAGAAGCAAAGGAGGAAGAAAAAAAAAAGAAAACGCGCCAAACCAUCCAGGCCGAUGACUGAAUUAGUUCAGAAUAACAAACAUCCUAUCUUCAGUUUCCUAUCACAUUCAUUACUGUGGACUUGGUCUUUCAUCAUCGACUACGGACGAAUCGCUAUUCUGAAGGCUAUAUCUAUUUCCAUCAUUGUGCAAACAGUACAAAAUGCGUUCUCCAAGAAGGUACCUAACGCUUCCACAAGCUUCAAAAUUCACUGGGCUUCUCUGCCUCAGGCGCAGGCUCAGAUUCACCUUCGCAACCAUCCCUCACUCAUGCAAAGACACGUCGACAGCAAGUUCACUCCGGAGGCAACGUCGAAGAAACCAACCCGCCUCUGGGACCGCAAGCCAACAACGCCUGUCCUCCCACGGUCCAAGACACAGAAGAUCUGGAAGAGGUGUACCGAUUCUACGUCAUUAGAAGUGAACAGCAUGCACGACACGGAUGCGUUUUCUACAGAGAUCAACUUGGCCGCGACUCUGGCCGCGCUACGUGGCGUGAAGAGGUUGCGACUGGCGCAUACCCCAGAGUGUGAGCGUGGACGGUCGUUUUUGGAGACAAAAUGGGAAGCGCAGACGGAAGACCGACGACGAAAAUACGUUGCGCCAGCGGAGAGCGCGCAAACAACGGCAUCGGUCGACUUCCUACUUCGAGCGAAGGGUGGGACCGAGGGUGUUGAGGUGUCCGAUGAAGAGCAGGUUCAUUGUAGUAGCUCUUACAACGAACCCAGAGACAUUCCUCAGCCGGAGGAGACUGCACAGGAGGUCAGAACAAUGCCAGGAGAAGUCAACCAGGAGAAACCGAACACAGUCCGCACAGAAUGCCAGCCAGAUGAUGGCAGAGAACCCGAAGAAGAGACCUUCUUUGAUGCCGUAGCGGAACCCAUGGCCGUCGUGCCGGAGCAAGGGGCUAUCCCGCUCCAGGUCUCACCAGUGCGGAAGAUAGCUAUUCUCGACGGCGAUGAUGCAGAGGUUAUUUCUGACUUCCUAUCCAAGGCACGGGCUAAGAGAGCUGCCAAUACGCCGGUGAAGAAAGAUGCUAGUGUUGACCGGCUGCCAGAAUCACCAACUCCCACUGCACGACGCAUACUGGAAGCUGUGGACGGGAACUCACCUCGUUCGCAUAGACGACAAUUGCCUCCUGAGAAGCUACAGCUUCCUGACUUUUGUUUUAACCGACGGUCGCCCCGCAUUGUUGCGUCCAAAUCAACGGACCAAAAACCACCGUUCGAAAACGUCUGGGAUGGCUCAAUUGCACCCAGCUCUCCUGUUGUUGAAGUAACGGUUGAGCAUGCCCGGCAUCCGCCCAGGGUCCCGGACCAGAUCCCAACACGCCGCCGAAAGGGCACUGAGUUCGUUUUUAUGCAGCGAACAGACGACCAGCAGACAGCCAUUCUGACCAAGGCGAACACGAGACUGAACAAGGGCAGCAAACCCCCACACAAAUUGUUGCCAAUUCUCAAUAAAGCCAUUGCAGCGCUGGGGACGGAUCCAGAAGAUGACCAGCAUCAACACCGAGACCUGUCAAAGAAACAAGUCAGAUGGAACGACGCGGCUCUAGUCGAGUACUGUGGGGAGAAGAAGGUCCCCGAGUUUGACUUGGAGGUUUACCAGAACUCGGAGGCAAUCGAGCGGAACCUUCGUUCAUCCAGCAGACGGAACAACAAUACGAGCAAAAAUGAAGAGCAUCCGCCUGAAGCGACGGAAAGCUACAACAAACAAGGUGAUCAACCGGCUCCAUUUCUUGCACCUAUCGUAAAGAUGCCCGCUCCAGCAACCCCAUACCGCUCCACUCCCAUGCCGAGAAAAAUGCGGAAACUGGUGGGCGCAAAACACCUUGACGUUCACCCUAACGAAGGGGAAAGCCCGCCAGUCACCCGCAUCAACUUGUCUAUGAAGACUGCGGGGGUGUUCCCUGGCACUCCGCUCCGACACAAGAAGACGUUCUCGUUGGCCCAGGGGGUUCCGCGGACUCUUUCACUAAAGCCGACGAAAUCAACCACGUCAACCUCAUCAGCAUCGAUGACUUCCGGAUCUGGAUCGGGAUCUGGCUUAGGAUCCGGCCUUGGCUACCCAACCGUGCUACUCAGGAAGCAAACGAAAUCAUAG
Molecule: messenger RNA, 2700 nt
Organism: Trichophyton verrucosum HKI 0517
Lineage: Eukaryota; Fungi; Ascomycota; Eurotiomycetes; Onygenales; Arthrodermataceae
Exons: 6
Coding region: 1-2700 (899 amino acids)
Source: RefSeq, a predicted model, not a curated record